CAAAAACAAAGUGAAACUAGGUGCACGUGUACUUAGUUUGAUUUUUUAAAACUUUUUUUUGCAGCUUAUCAGAAAAAUUCCGAUAUUCUACAUAGGCCUAUGGUUCAUUUCCUUUUAUUUCAUAUCCAUUGUCAUUGCGAAUUUACAAAUCUGUCAAAACAUGCAAUUUAGACGAAAUUCCUGUCUCCGAAUUGACCAACAGAAUGACGAUUGCAGCACUUCCGGUUUUGCUUACACCGCACAUGUAAAUUGUUAAUGUUGAAAGUCAGUUAAUCUUUUACGUAAGCUUUAAAUUAUAUGAGAAAUGAUGAAUGGGAGAAAGGACAACUCGGCAUAUGGGUCAUAUGUUCCAUAUUCAGAUCAAGACAUAAAUGUCCCAGUGACAGCUGGGGAAGGUGGUGUUGUUUCGCCUUAUUUGAAUUUUAACCCAGCAUAUAUUCAGAAUUCUGAUUCCCAGUACAUAUAUCCCGAGGGAGCCACUGGUCACAGAGGAAUGUGGGAAAAGAGUUUUUCUAUCAUAGGAUACAGUGUUCUGUCAGGAGGAUCGAUUGGUGCUGUGAAUGGUCUUCAUAAAUACAGAAAAGAGUUAUUAUUAAGAGAAGUAGAGGGAGGACCAGCACGGCCCCGAUUUCAGGAGUAUUUCAAAGGAUCUUCAUAUAAAGUUUUACGGAAACAAGCAUUGACAGCCAUUUCAAAACAAAGUGCUUCCGGUGGACAGUCAUUUGGAAUAAUUGCAUUGUGGUACACUCUGGCCCAUCUGGUCAUCAACAAAUCCACAGGAUCAGAAAACAAAUGGCACUGUAUCCCUGCAGGAGUGAUGGCAGGAAUUUUGUACCAGCUACCAGAUCAAAUAUUGCAGAAAGAUGGUGCUGGGGGAUCUGUUGUUAAGAGACAAAUACCAUUUAUAAAGAAGACCAUAACAUAUGCAAAAAUCCCUCCAAUCGUGAAAGGCGUGGGAGUUGGACUGAUUCCAGCGAUGAUAGUGGCAGCCGCCUCAGUGAUGGGACUAGGGGAUCUCGUUUCAUGAUUAUACAAAAGCAGUUCAGUGGAAAUUGUUUUAAUCACCAAAAAUGUGGGGGGGGGGGGGGGGGGGGGAUGUGUUUGUUAUGAAAGUAGUUAACGAGUACAUACUUAUACACUAAAGCAUCCCAGAAUGGUGGUGUUGUGAUAAUUUAUACAUUGAGUUUCCUAUUCCAUCGGAGAUAGUUCAAACAAACGUCAACUGUAUACAUACUUCAACUUGCAGUGGUUUAAAAUAGUCCUUGAUUUUGUGAUUGACUUAUCUGCAAACAAUGUAAGUACGAUAUUAGACCAUGUUGCCGUAUAUAGGGACCUGUGUUUGUCAUUAUUGUGCUGUCACUCAUGAUUUUGCAUUUGGUCUCGAGAAUGAUAGAACACUACCUUCACUUUCUCUGUGUAACAAGGGGCUGUCAUGUGUGAGUAACUUAAUCUUCAAACUGUUUUCUAAAACUGUGACAGCUUUGUUCCUGAAUACUUGUAUUGAUAUUAAAGGUGGUGUUUACUUCCUUAUCAUAUUACAAGUAGAUUGAAUCACAGGGGGCAUGAAGUCAUAAAGGCCUGUGAUACACGCGACAUGGAUCGUGAUUAUUAUAUAGUUUUCAUUUUAUGAGUGCAAGUGGUUUUGAUCAUAUGUUGAAUCAUUGUCAUUUUUAAGUAUAUUGUUGCUGAAACAAUAAAUACUUCAUUC
Molecule: messenger RNA, 1708 nt
Organism: Ostrea edulis (European flat oyster)
Lineage: Eukaryota; Metazoa; Mollusca; Bivalvia; Ostreida; Ostreidae
Exons: 9
Coding region: 305-1027 (240 amino acids)
Source: RefSeq, a predicted model, not a curated record